AUGCAGUUUCGUAUAUUGAUUGCUUGUACUGUAUUAAUUAUUGCCUUCGUUGCUAUUGAACUUGUGCAAGAAACUCAGGCUGGUGCACUAAGUAAGUUUUUAACUUGCUUAAAUCUUUGUCUUUGUGAUCUUGAUUGUUUGAAUUUAGGUAUUACAUUUAAGGCAGUUGUGAAGGAAUAGCACUGUGAUGUAAUGAUGAUAAUAAUAAUAUGAGAUAUGUGAGUAGAUAGGCAUUUCGACUGUUUGUGAGUCAGUUGACAGUCCUAUACAGUACACAUUUUCUCUGCAUACCUUUAAAAAUUC
Heterobilharzia americana is the source of this 303-nucleotide messenger RNA. The record is from the annotation of a GenBank genome assembly. Lineage: Eukaryota; Metazoa; Platyhelminthes; Trematoda; Strigeidida; Schistosomatidae.